GCUCGGAGCACAGACGCGCUCUGCCACUCAGCCACAGCAGCCGGAGCGGCAGUGCGCUUAUCUCUCCCGAGGAGACACCGCUGCUACACUUUCCUCCCAACAGACAGAGCUCGUUUUUCUCCCUCUCUCUUUUUUAAAAUGUGCAGUCAAGAAUCUUUACACUUCGUUCGGUUAUGCCUACGCGAAGCCGUUUCCUCAUAGACUUAACAUAGGCUAUUUCACCCCCCUCUUUCUUUCCGCACUGAUCAAGCUCUAACCCGACUUGCAGCUGGUGAGAAUAUGUGUGAGGGGCGAUCGGAGAAGAGUAUGGGCUGUCUUUGGUACCCCAAGCAGAGGCAAAGUGGAUAUAAGGCGAAUUAAUGUGGAAUUUAUCGGAGCUCAAAGGUGGAACGACGACCGGACACAGCGCUUCCUCGUCAGGGACUGACUGAUCAUGGUCGCCGUGGUCCGCUCUCUCAUGGUACUGCUGCUCGCUCAGGUGUUGCUGGAAGGUGCUGCGGGACUUAUCCCCGAGGUCGGCCGGAGGAAAUACAGCGAGUCUGGAAAGCAGACCCCGGAGCAGUCGGAGAGCUUCCUCAACGAGUUUGAGCUGCGGCUUCUCAAUAUGUUCGGGCUGGGGCGCAGGCCGACCCCCAGCAAGCAGGCCGUGGUGCCGCAGUACAUGGUGGACCUUUACCGCAUGCACUCUGCAAACGGAGACCACAGCACUAAACGCCCCAAGAGCAUGGGGAAACACGCAGAGAGAGCCGCCAGCAAGGCCAACACGAUUAGAAGCUUUCACCAUGAAGAGUCUAGAGAGGCCCUGGCCAGCCUGAAAGGCAAAACAACCCAGCAGUUCUACUUCAACCUCACUUCUAUCCCCGACGAGGAGCUCAUCACCUCUGCAGAACUACGCGUCUACAGGGAUCAGGUCAUGAGAGAUGCAGCCCCAAACAACAGCAGCACUAGUGAUGGUGCUCCUGCUGGCGGCCUCCACCGCAUCAACAUUUACGAGAUGUUUGGAGUUCCUGCCACCGACAGCGCGGACCCUCUGGUGCGUCUGCUGGACACUCGGCUAGUGCAGGACUCUUUGAACCGCUGGGAAAGCUUCGACGUGAGCCCCGCCGUGUCGAAGUGGACUUCAGGAAAAGGCCACAAUCACGGCUUCAUGGUGGAGGUGCUUCACCCGGAGAGAGGGGAGAAGGAUGGGGACCAGAGACAUAGGCACGUCAGGGUAAGCCGGUCCCUGCACCAAAACCAGGACUCAUGGCCUCAGGCACGGCCCUUGUUGGUGACGUACGGCCACGACGGCCGCGGAGACUCCGUGCUCCACACGAGGGAAAAACGGCAGGCGACGCUCCGCAAACAACGCAGGAAGCACCAGCACAAGGCGAGCUGCAAGAGGCAUGCCUUGUAUGUGGACUUCAGUGAUGUGGGAUGGAAUGAGUGGAUAGUGGCACCCCCUGGCUACCAUGCCUUUUAUUGUCACGGGGAAUGUCCUUUCCCCCUUGCAGACCACCUCAAUGCAACUAAUCAUGCUAUUGUGCAGACUCUUGUCAACUCAGUCAACUCAAACAUCCCCAGAGCCUGCUGUGUGCCCACUGAACUCAGCCCCAUUUCCUUGCUCUACCUGGACGAAUAUGAGAAGGUCAUUCUGAAAAACUACCAGGACAUGGUGGUGGAGGGCUGCGGCUGCCGGUGAGAAACCGUUGGUACGGAGGACAGAGUGGGCAACAGAGACUGAAAGUGCUAACAAGUUGUUACGGACACCCAGUUUCCCAAUGAAGACGCUUAUUUAUAUGAAAGAAACUCAAAAACAGAGCUAUUGCGGAAGAAAGAAGAAGAAAAAAUAUAUAUAAAUAUAUUUAUGUCUACGUAAAGUUGGGAAUAAUAAAUAUUUUAAUCAAAGGAAUAUUCCUUUACUGGUUUUGAAAAUGUAUUUCUGAUGUACAUUUUGAAAUGGGUGCAAUACCACAUGAAGUAUAAUGCUCAGAUUUUUAUUUUGUAUUUAUUUCUAUUAUAACCACUUUAUUUGUAAAUAAAUAAUGUGUAUUUAU
Molecule: messenger RNA, 2036 nt
Organism: Cololabis saira (Pacific saury)
Lineage: Eukaryota; Metazoa; Chordata; Actinopteri; Beloniformes; Belonidae
Gene: bmp2b
Product: bone morphogenetic protein 2b
Exons: 3
Coding region: 434-1681 (415 amino acids)
Biological process (GO): SMAD protein signal transduction; BMP signaling pathway; negative regulation of transcription by RNA polymerase II
Cellular component (GO): extracellular region
Molecular function (GO): growth factor activity; cytokine activity; BMP receptor binding
Source: RefSeq, a predicted model, not a curated record